CCUCAAGAUGGUGAAAGUUUCAGGGCGUAUAGUCUUCGCUUCCCGGUUUGAGUGAACAUUCAUCGUAGUCUCUAUUGUACUAUGGCACAGAGGAAAAAUGCUGCUUUUGAGAGCAUGACUUUUAUGACAAAAGUUCAAGAUCCCAGACUUCUGAUCGCGUGAGCACGCAGUACUAGGAUAGUAGUUCUUAGAGGAAAGGUUUCAGUGAAAUCGAUCGCGUUGGUUAAGAAAUGGUCCAUCACGAAGAUGGGGUCCUUUUAGCCCGUGUCAUACCAUAGGCGAGAAAUAGAGGUGACGCUUUAUCCAAGCAGAACCAUAAUUGUCUCAGGUGAUUAUGUUCCCCAUCAUCGAAUAUACGCCUGGUCACAAUUGCAGGUCUCUACUGAAUCACGAUGCGAAUAUAUCGUAAAAAUACUGCAAGUGACUGAAGUAGUCAUUGUCAGGAACCGAUGUUGGGUGGUUUCAGUCGAAAUUCGAUAUCUCAGUCAAAUGAAAGGCUUUAGGUCUGAAAAUUUGGAUUUAUACGUAACACAAUCCCCUCUACAAGAUGGGCUAACUCUCAGCCCAACCCGAGAUCAUCGAUUGAGCACUCCCUGUCGAAUCUCUCGUGCAGUGACUCUUAGGAUUAUGUGUAAAAUCAAACCUUGCAUAUAAUAAUAAGUAUGUAUGGGCACUAUAGCGGUAUAGUCAGUUCCUUACCAAGUCUCUUCGAUGAGUUGCACGAAGAAACUUUCCGAGUGCCCCAUGUAUAUAUUCAUAUUGUGAGCAUCCUAAAAGAUCGAAUAUUUCUCUUUAGAUAAGCCAAGGGCAGCUAAUAGUUUAAUCUUGCUAGUUUCUCAACGAUAUCUUUCGUUUGAUAUAAAAAUAUUUUAUUUGUUCGCUUAUCAACACAGACACGUUCCUUGUGAGUAUAAAGGUAUAACAAAUAAUGUGCAUGUGAAGAAUAGUCUAACUAAUCACUUUCAACCACAAUAUAUUGUAAUUUUUCAACUGGAGCGAUAUAGUCUGGAUAUGAUGGAGGACGUUUAGCGCAAUCUCCUUCGAUUCGAUAAUCCCACUCUGACUUGUGAUUAUAAUGCACGCAGCCAAAGUAUUUACCAGACGUGCUUGGAUGAAAAUAUAAAACUGUGGAGGAAAUUGUGGUUGCCAUUAGCCAACCUCCACAAUAUAUUCGGUAGAUAUAGUUUGGAUUAAAAGGAGUAGUUGUAUCUUUCAAGUCCAUGUUCUUCCAUCUCAGACCCGAAUUUGACGCCAUAAUAAAUUAAACUGUUUGAGAAGUUAACUUGAUAAUGUGAGAUCUACCCACAAAUUUAUAUACUAUUCGUUAUCUACUAUUUGCUUAUCUGUUCUUUGUAUGCAACUGGCAUGUUUUACUAUUUACAAAGAAGGAGAGAAACACUACAUGUGUUUUUAAAAACUACGUUAUGUUAUGCACCUUCUUAAAUGCAAUCAAAGGGGGUGUGGAUGGGUGUCUUGCCUCUUCAUCCACAUCCACUCACACCCACACCCUAAUGAAUUGACGUACAUGCUCUGGUUCAUUUUCGCGGAAAGUCGAUGUCGUUUGCACACAUAUCAUACUGGAAUAGCGGCCUUCAAUUAGAUAGUAAAUAUUUGAUAAGAAAAUGGAGAAUGGAGCACUUUGUUGGCUGUUAUCAGCGGGUUUUUUCCAAGUUUCACGAAAAAAGCAACACAAAGCCAACACACAGGUGAAGUAACGGUGAAUCGGCAAGCGUUGACGCCAGUCAGUGGGGAGCCAGGUGCACAUAUGCGACAAUAUCAAGGGGGGAAACGGUAGAUUCCCAGGAUUCCGGAUCCCUUGGAUUACGAUGGAAAGGGUGUGGGUGUAGGUGUGAGUAUAUCUAUCUUCUCUUAAUCCACACACCUACUCACACCCACACCGUCAAGAUUAUGAAUUUUUAUAUUCAAAUUUUAGAAAACUUUUUCAAAAUAUCCAAUAGCUUUUUCAUAUAAAUCUAAUUUUCGAUAUCAAAGUCCACAUUCUGUUAAUACAGUCUAUUUAAGAUUAAUUCUUGAUCGGUCAUUUUCAUGAUUAUGAUUAUCAGUAGUUUUUUUCAAUACAUUCAGUAAAUUCAAUUUCCUUUUCACCAUUGAUCAAAUUAUCAUUUUCAAUUUUCAAAUAAUCACCAUAAAUAUUAAGUGCUUGGGUUACCUAAGAAUUUGUAUAUAUUAAAACAAAAAUUAAUCAAUUAUACUUCAUCUUUAUGAUAUUCAAUUGCAUCGAAAAGAUUAUCAAGUUCCAAAUAAGAUAUAUUAUCGAUUCUUACAUGUAGUAUCAUCUAUGUUUUUGUAUAACAUUUUCGAAUAGAAAAAACAAUUGAUUUAUUUUUUCAAAUUCAUAAACCAAAUGAUAUAAAUUUAAUUAUAUUUUUUAAUGCAUGUGCUGAAUUAGGUGAUGAAAAAGGGUUCAAAUUAGGUAAACAAAUCUAUUCAAAAUUAUUAUCAAAUAGAAAAUUACUUAGUGAAAAAGUAGCUCAUUCGAUAUUAAAUAUGUUUAGUAAAUAUUCAGAUAUUGAAAGUACAAAAAAAUUAUUUCCUCAAUUAAAUCGAAAUGAAAUGACAUAUGGAUUAAUGAUGAAUAUGUAUAAUAAGCGAAAUGAACCAAAACAAACUUUAAAUUUAUAUGAAGAAAUGAAACGAGAAAAAAUUCAACCAAAUGAGCAAAUAUAUUUUAAUUCUUAA
Molecule: messenger RNA, 2700 nt
Organism: Adineta steineri
Lineage: Eukaryota; Metazoa; Rotifera; Eurotatoria; Adinetida; Adinetidae
Source: the annotation of a GenBank genome assembly